Chelmon rostratus (copperband butterflyfish) is the source of this 1308-nucleotide messenger RNA. RefSeq names its product abhydrolase domain containing 10, depalmitoylase b (gene abhd10b). The transcript has 5 exons. The record is from RefSeq and is a predicted model, not a curated record. Gene Ontology annotation, cellular component: mitochondrion. Gene Ontology annotation, biological process: protein depalmitoylation. The coding region runs from base 7 to 879 and encodes 290 amino acids. NCBI's taxonomy places the organism in Eukaryota, Metazoa, Chordata, Actinopteri, Chaetodontiformes, Chaetodontidae. Gene Ontology annotation, molecular function: palmitoyl-(protein) hydrolase activity; hydrolase activity, hydrolyzing O-glycosyl compounds.
AGCAGUAUGGCAGCCGUCGUGCUGAGGUCCUGUCGCAGAGGACUUUCACAGAUAUUAAGUAAUGGAGGACUCGCAGCUUUGUCUUCAAAGCGUCUGGAAGGAGACAGGAGACACAAGUCCACAGUUCAGUAUGCUUCACGGCCAGACCUUCCAAAGUUGGCGUACAGAAGAGUGAAGGGGAAGAGUCCAGGUGUUGUCUUCCUCCCAGGGUAUGGCUCCAACAUGAAUGGACAGAAAGCUGAAUCACUGGAGGAAUUCUGUAGGUCACUGGGGCACUCAUACCUUAGGUUUGACUACACAGGACAUGGGGCCUCAGAAGGGAAGCUAGCAGAAGGAACUAUUGGUACCUGGAAAAAAGAUGUCCUUUACGUGUUGGAUGAAUUAGCAGAGGGACCACAGAUACUGGUGGGUUCCAGUAUAGGCGGUUGGCUCAUGCUGCUGGCAGCCAUUGCAAGACCAGAGAAGACCGCAGCACUUGUGGGCAUCUCCACUGCUGCUGAUCACAUCGUCACAUCAUUCAACUCUCUCCCUCUAGAGACACGCAAGGAAUUUGAGGAGAAGGGGGAGUGGACCGUGCCCACCAAACAUUCAGAGGAUGGUCAUUACAAGUUUAGCAUGGACUUUCUGCGUGAGGCAGAAAAUCACUGUGUGCUGCAAAGCCCCAUCCCCAUCACCUGCCCCGUACGGCUCAUUCAUGGGCUCAAAGAUGAGGAUGUCCCGUGGCACAUCUCCAUGCAGGUUGCAGAACGCGUCCUCAGCCCCGAUGUAGAUGUCAUCCUUCGGCGACAUGGCCAGCACCGCAUGUCCGAGAAAGACGACAUCAAGCUCAUGGUCUACACUAUUGACGAUCUCAUAGACAAGCUGACCACUUUGGUCUGAGGAAGGGACGGGGGAGUGAGCUUGAGAGGUUGCUGGGAUAAGGAGAGAAGGACUGUUUACUGGAAAGUCAACCCUCAAGAAAUUUACCAAACAAUGGCAUGUUUCUCUGCCAAAUAUGACCUUUUAUCCAUCUGUUAUUCUCCCCAUAUUUCAUCUGUCAUUUCAACAUGCCGUUACAGUGCAAACUAUAUUUAAAGGGAGCUUUCCAGCUAGCUGUUCCCUUAUAUCUUCAGGUUGCAUUUGUAAGUGUUUCAAGUUGUUAAAUGGAGUGUUAUGUUGGCCUUUGUCAGGUCUGCUGUUGCUGCUCUCUCUGCCACUGUUCAUAUUGUUUCACUGUUUUCCCUUCCCUCUUUACUUAGAUGCAUAGUUUUCCUGUGCCUUUUUUAAUCACUUUUCACCCAUUUUGGCCAAUAAAACCUCUGCACAGUA